CUUCCGGUUCCUAGGGAUGCGCAUCCGGGUCACGCUAACGCCGCGGUUUCCUCCACCCGCUUGGUUCUACUGUGGGUCUGGACCGGUCCCCAUGUCCUGUUGUGGGGCCUCUGCAUCGUUUGGACUGUGAAGACUGCUGAGAAAGACUCGGAAACCAGUCACAUAAGCAUAAUAAAGAAACAUUGGUCCUCAUGGAAGAAGAACAGGAUUUGCCAGAGCAACCAGUAAAAAAAGCCAAGAUGCAAGAAUCAGGAGAACAAACUUUAAGUCAAGUAAGCAACCCUGAAGUCAAUGAUCAGAAACCUGAAACGUCAAGCCUUGCUUCAAACCUUGCCAUGUCAGAGGAAAUUAUGACAUGCACCGAUUACAUCCCUCGCUCAUCCAAUGAUUAUACCUCACAAAUGUAUUCUGCAAAGAUAAUAACAGCUUUCUUACUUUUAGGCUCCUUAGUGGCUCCUGGUAACUGUGAGAAACCAAAAACUGGAGCUAUGUUUAAUGAUAAGCAAGGGUUAUCUUGCACGUGUUACAUUUGUGCAUUGUGGCCAGGUAUGAAACCUGAAAGUGGUUUAAUUCAGACUCCAUCUCCAAGUCAACACAGUGUUCUUACCUGCACUACAGGGCUAACCACAAGCCAGCCAAGCCCAGCACAUUAUUCUUAUCCCAUUCAAGCUUCAAGCACAAAUGCCAGCCUGAUAUCUACUUCUUCUACUAUUGCCAAUAUUCCAGCAGCAGCAGUUUCCAGCGUCUCAAACCAGGACUAUCCCACCUACACUAUCCUUGGCCAGGGUCAGUACCAGACCUGCUAUCCCAGCUCCAGCUUUGGAGUCACAGGCCAGACUAACAGCGAUGCUGAGGGUACCACAUUAGCAACAGCCUCGUACCAGACAGAGAAGUCUAGUGUUAUGGUCCCCACGCCUGCAGCACAGAGACUUUCCUCUGCAAUGUUUUAUAGUCGUCGGGUAUUUCUGUGGGACUUGGAUGAAACUAUCAUCAUCUUCCAUUCCCUUCUUACCGGAUCCUAUGCCCAGAAGUAUGGAAAGGACCCAACAGUAGUGAUUGGCUCAGGUUUAACAAUGGAAGAAAUGAUUUUUGAAGUGGCUGAUACACAUCUUUUCUUCAAUGACUUAGAGGAGUGUGACCAGGUGCAUGUAGAAGAUGUGGCUUCUGAUGACAAUGGCCAAGACUUGAGCAACUACAGUUUCUCAACAGAUGGUUUCAGUGGCUCAGGAGGCAGUGGCAGCCACGGUUCCUCUGUCGGUGUCCAGGGAGGUGUGGACUGGAUGAGGAAACUGGCUUUCCGCUACCGAAAAGUGAGAGAAAUCUAUGAUAAGCAUAAAAGCAACGUGGGCGGUCUUCUCAGUCCCCAGAGAAAGGAAGCACUGCAGCGACUUAGAGCAGAAAUUGAAGUUUUGACAGAUUCCUGGCUAGGAACUGCAUUAAAGUCCUUACUUCUCAUCCAGUCCAGAAAGAAUUGUGUGAAUGUUCUGAUCACUACCACCCAGCUGGUUCCAGCCCUGGCCAAGGUCCUUCUAUAUGGACUAGGAGAAAUAUUUCCUAUUGAAAACAUCUAUAGUGCUACCAAAAUUGGUAAGGAGAGCUGCUUCGAGAGAAUUGUGUCGAGGUUUGGAAAGAAAGUGACAUAUGUAGUGAUUGGAGACGGACGCGAUGAAGAAAUUGCAGCCAAACAGCACAACAUGCCCUUCUGGAGGAUCACAAACCAUGGAGACCUGGUGUCCCUCCACCAGGCGUUAGAGCUUGAUUUUCUCUAAAAACUGGAAUGAAGAGCCUCCCCCGAGCGCCUUUCCCUCCUGAAAGGAGCUAAAGACCGGAACCAACUGGGAACACACUCUCUCUCCUCCCCCACCCCCUUUUUCCUUUCCUUCUCCAUGGAAUGCCGGCGAGAACACAAUCAGAACCAACGUCUGUGAGGAACGGAAGCUUAUUUUACUGAGUAAGCUGCAGCCCGUGUUCAUCCUCACAGGAAAAUAGGAGGCAGUUGGAUUGAGAGAACAGCCUCACCACAGCCACAGUGCUUUUAAUUCCUCUGUUACUUUUUAUUUGUUAUAUUUUGUUUCACAAAAUGAAGAAAAAGAAAACCCUUGGGGCAGAGUUGCACUCUUAGUCCAUGACCAGACUGCUCUUAACUUGUGGUAGGAUAAAUGCGGCAGACUUUUAUAAGAACAUCUCUGGCAGUCUUUAUAAUCUCCUUAGCGAUAGAACAUAUUCCCAGUGAAUGUAUGUGUUAUUUUUAUAGGUGAGGAUCUGAUCUCUGAAGCAAGUCCCCCACCCCUUUCUUUUCUAACAAAAAGGGUGUGUAAAGUUUCCUUGGAAAAUAGUCAUUGAAAUAUCGAAAAUACCUCUCUGUGAUGGUAGCGCCUCUUAGCUGCUCCAGGAUCUGAUCUAGAUGGUUUCUUGCCUGUUCUUCCAGCUCCUGGUCUGCUGAACUAUGGGGCACUGGACACUGAAUACCAUUAGACUUUUGAUGUUUCCCCUCCUGGAAGCCUUAGGUUCCUCUUCCAGUCACUCCUCCCUUUAACCAGAUAGCACGGCUGCAGAAGCACCUCCUCUAGGCAGGAAAGUGUGUCUUCAGCUUAAAUCUCUCAUUCGAAGACAGUGACCGUAGAGAUUCCUCCACACUGCAGAGAAGGGACUAAGGCUUCCUGACUCUUGAAAUAGGAAGAUUCCACCUUUUCCUCCUGCAGAGAAGCGCCCUUCCCCAGUAGACACUCGCCCUACAACAGUCUCUUCCUCCUGAGUCAGCAGUGUGUGGCUCUUACCCUUCUCCUAUCUUCAGUCCUUCAGAUCCACCUCUGUGCCGUCUGGCCAGUCCCUGGGCCUGGGCCCAGGCCCACUGAGUCAGGUCUAAGGACAUACUCUGCAUUUUGACCAAAACUACUAAUGUACUUGGCUUUCCUGAAAGCCCUCAAGCCCUCUGAUGGGUAUUCUGGACAUACAUUUACUCCCAUCUCUGCCCGUGGCUAAAGAGCAGAUUGCCAUGAUCAAAACCUAGUUUUCCUGUGGAAUACCCUUCCUGCUUCCUCCUCAGAUUCCAUUCUGAAAUGGGAAAGCAGAAGGCCAGAAAGUCUUUCACUAAUUUCAGUGAGGGUGCUGGACCCCCUCCUCUCUUCCAAAAGGUUAACCCUGUGAGGCAGGGACAUCUCAGCCUGAUCUCUGGGAAGUUUAGUGGGUGCCAGGCAUGAGUCCCAGACCUCCGUCCCAACUGUUUGUGGAUGCUCUGUCCCUCCACGGCCAACCUGGGCAUCUGUUCAGGCAGGAUAGAUGCCCUAGAGCGGAGGAAGUUCUGGUUGCAGGGAGGAGACUGUGUAGGCACCUCAGCGAGCUGGGGCCCCAGCGGGAGAUGUCCUUAUCCAGGCCAGCUCUACCAGCAGUUAGAGUUCCCUGGCUCCCCAUCUCCCUCUCCAGAAAUACUGCAGCACAAAGAGGUGAGCCUCCUUCCGAUGCCAGCACCCAGAUGGCAGUAGCGGAGAGAGGCUGGCUCUAUUCCUUCAGGGCUGGUUGAGAAAGUGGCCAUCACGGUUGUAGGAUAUAGGCCUUUAGAGAGGAGUUACGGUCAGUGUUCAUCAUCUACCUGCCUCUUUGGUCUCCUUUCCUUCAUGUGGUCAAGGCUGGGGAGUUGGGCAGGCUGAGGUUGAACUUCCCUGGUCUGUGCCGCAGAUGCUGCGCUGCCUCACUUGAUAGUUGGUCUCAGAAAGCUGUAGGAUGGGGCUUUCCUUCCAGGCGAGUGCUGCCCAUGCUGGCGGGGUAACUGGUGUCUUGUCCUGGACGUGAGCCCCAGGUUGGUGCAAGCUCUGGGCUCUGGAGUGGUACCCCAUCAUGCACAUAUGGCCCCGCCCCGCCCUUCCCUUGGGAAGAAGCUUUCGAUUCAUCCUAGAAUAUGACUUGAACCCCUUUUCAAUGCCACUUUAGGUCUUUGCGAAAGGAACUUGAAAUUAUCCAAAAAUUGAAGCUCUCAUAACAGCACCCUUUGUUCUUUCCUGGUUGUACCCCCUCAAUAGAGGGCAAGCAGAAAAUGGGGUUCUUGCACCCCCUCUGCCAAAAUGAAUUGUUCUGGGACGCAGUGCUCUUUCACCCUGUGCUUUCUUCCUCCCCAGCACAAAGAUCUGGAAAGGGAGAUGGAAGCACAGAGCUCUUGGGAGCUGAGGGCCAAGGAUACUGUGGUCCUUCUCAAGGGGGAAGCCCUUCUCACUGGAAAAGUCUCCCCAGCGAGUGGGCCACAUGGGGAGGCCUUUCUUCUAGCCGGGCUUUGUAAGGUGGAGCUGUACACAGGUGAGGACUCGCUAGCUGGGGGUCAGGAGUUGUCAGUGUGUCCUGGGAAGAGGCGGCUCGACUUCCGAAUGUAAAACUGACUGUGCCUUAGCAUCACCCUGUCCAGGGGCUCUGGGGCAGCUGGUGGUGUCCAGGAGAUGGGGGACCUGUUCCAGACUUAGAUGCCUGUUUGGGCUUUUAUUUGGAUUGGGGUGUUCCUGUCUUCUGCUCUGCAAGUUGGGGGUGGAGAGGGCGAGGUUAGUGUCCCAAGAGACUUGUGCCACAGCUUGUUCGCAGUUUACAGAAACUCAGCUUUAAAGCUUCUUUAGCAAACUCCAGUUGCAGCACGUGGAGCUUCUAUAUGUUGGCUACCUUGAGAGGGUGCCGUGCCACUGAAGCGGGCACGGAGAGCACGGGCAGAGCCAUGUCCUCCCUCUCCUGGCAAUGUGGUCUGUGCCGAGGGUGGGGAGCUUGGGGCUUCUUUCAUUGCUCCUGCAGAAGGGAGUUGUUAGGGCUCCUCUUACCGGGGCUUCUAUUUCUCAUCACUAAUUUGGUUUCUUUUCACACCCAAAAGUUGGAACUCCCCAGAUUUCACACUCUAGGAGCCAAAUCUGAGAUUCGAAAAUAUCUGAAGCCACAAGAGAAAAUCUAGUUCUGUUCUGUCCCCACCAGCAUGCCUCUGCCCCUCCUGCCUGAGUUAGACAGCCCCAGCAAGCAGGUUCCUCGGCUAGUCCCGAACGCACUGACAGGAGCCAUCCAUCAAGGACGACUUCUGCUCAAAACGUGACCCUCGAUGUCAAUGCCUCGCUUAGCCGGACAAGGCAUGAACUGGAUUGGAUAUAUUUAUGUGACUGCGGGCAUUCAUGGCUGUAGAAUCCUUGACCAUGAUGUUAUCUGUAACGGGAACUAUCUUAUAAACUUGAAAAAAUAAAGUUUUUAU
Condylura cristata (star-nosed mole) is the source of this 5206-nucleotide messenger RNA. RefSeq names its product EYA transcriptional coactivator and phosphatase 3 (gene EYA3). Bases 192 to 1769 code for a protein of 525 amino acids. Gene Ontology annotation, molecular function: protein tyrosine phosphatase activity. Gene Ontology annotation, biological process: negative regulation of extrinsic apoptotic signaling pathway in absence of ligand; multicellular organism development; positive regulation of DNA repair. The transcript has 18 exons. The record is from RefSeq and is a predicted model, not a curated record. Lineage: Eukaryota; Metazoa; Chordata; Mammalia; Eulipotyphla; Talpidae. Gene Ontology annotation, cellular component: nucleus.